Messenger RNA from Closterium sp. Naga37s-1, 258 nucleotides. NCBI's taxonomy places the organism in Eukaryota, Viridiplantae, Streptophyta, Zygnematophyceae, Desmidiales, Closteriaceae. The record is from the annotation of a GenBank genome assembly.
AUGGCCGCUCUCGCCAACGCCACUGUGCUCCCGUCCACCUUCGUCGGCCAGAGCGCUGAGCUCGCCGCCAAGGUGAACAAUGUCGAGGCCCGCGUCACCAUGAGGAAGACCGCCAAGGCGGCUUCCAGCAGCGCCUUCUAUGGCCCCGACCGCAACCUGUUCCUGGGCCCGUUCUCCUCCUCCCCGUCGUACCUCACCGGCGAGUAUGCCGGCGACUACGGCUGGGAUACCGCGGGUCUGUCCGCUGACCCCAGUUAG